Messenger RNA from Populus euphratica (Euphrates poplar), 1385 nucleotides. RefSeq lists its product as uncharacterized. Lineage: Eukaryota; Viridiplantae; Streptophyta; Magnoliopsida; Malpighiales; Salicaceae. The transcript has a single exon. Bases 255 to 1133 code for a protein of 292 amino acids. The record is from RefSeq and is a predicted model, not a curated record.
GCUUUGAUUUCUGGUGUUUGAAGGGAAAAGCAGCACAACAUCCCUAAUUUUAGAAAGAAAAGCAAUACUUUGAAGAGGUUGAUGCUUUUGAGUUGCUGGAAGAAAGCCCAUCUCCGAAAAGCUCUAGUACAUGGGCCACAGACAAUGAAACUGAUGCGGUUGCUAUACCACAUUUGUCAUCAAGAUAAGAGAAUUGGCUUUCUUGCGAAGAAGGGCCUUCUAGUACACUUUCAAAGUUAUUAGGAACUCCAACCAUGCCUCCCUUGGAACCUAUGUGUGGCGAUGAUUUGAACAUUGUAGAUUUGAUAACUCCAGAAAAACAUGUUUUGAAGACUAAUUCGAAACUGCAUUCUGUCCAGAGUAGAAUUAAAUCGUAUUUACCAGGUAAAGAUGUAUUUGAAAGGAAUUCACUUGAUGAGGGUUGUGAAGAAAUUGAUGGAGCAGCUAAGAAACUGUCUUCAGUUUCAACGUCUACUUUAUCAGAUCAUGACAUGAACAUUGUGGAUUUGAUAACUCCAGAAAAACCUGUUUUGAAGACUAAUUCGAAACCGCAUUCUGUCCAGAGUAGAAUUAAAUCGUAUUUACCAAGUAAAGAUGUACUAAAAAUGAAUUCACCUUCACAAAAGAGAAGUUCUAUUUUGGUGUGUGAUGAGGGUUGUGAAGACAUUGAAGGUGCAGUUAAGAAACUGUCUUUAGCUUCAACGUCUACUUUAUCAGAUCAUGAAUUGAACAUUGCGGAUUUGAUAACUCCAGAAAAUCCUGAUUUGAAGAGUAAUUCGAAAAUGCAUUCUGUCCAGAGUAGAAUUAAAUCAUAUUUACAAAGUAUACAUGUACUUGAAAGGAAUUCUCUUUCACAAAAGAGCAGUUCUAUGUUGGUGUGUGAUGAGGGUUGUGAAGGCAUUGAAGGUGCAAUUAAGAAACUGUCUUUAGCUUCAACGUCUACUUUAUCAGAUCAUGAUUGCGGGGAUCCAUUUUCUGCGCUAUUCGCAGUCUCUGGACAGUCAGUUCCAUUGACAUUGCUGGAAGUAUUCUCUAAAUAUUGUUGUUCUUUUUCCCAUCAAGCAGCUGCUCUUUUCCCCUACAAGAUGCUCUUACAUAUAUUCAUAUUGUUUUUACUCACAAGAGGUCAUUGAACAAUGCAUGCGUGCAAACCUUUUCAGUUUUCUAUAUUUGAACCCAUUUCCGAACAAUAUUUCUUUUCAAAGAAGCAAUUAUUUUAUCUGGAUGGUGUCUGCAGCUGUUUGGUCGGGGGUUGACUUUUACAACAAUUUUUCUUACUUUGAGAUGAACCGUUCAUAUAAAAAAUCAUGAUGGAUCAGUUCAUAUUUUAUUUGAACUGUGUUUAGUUCCUUCCAUCAUUAGUUUCAUUUGUUGAAAAAUGAAAC